AGUUCGUUACGGAAAAGCUCAAAAUAUAAUCAAAACACUUCCAAAUACUUAAACAAGAUUACGCAUUCGUGGCAAUUAAUUCAACGACAUCAUCAAAACAUCAUCGUUCUGGUGACAAAAUACCACAAAUAAACCACGAAGGCAGUAUCAAAACGCAUUAAAACAACAUGACCACACUUCCGGAGAUGAAGGUCAAUCACAGCUUAUCAAUACCUUAUCGCAUUAAAUUAACAGUGAUUAUAUUGCAAGCCAAAGCAUAGACACACCUGCUGUGCUCUUUAUGGGGACAAAGGGUUAAAGAGGAUACAAUGAACAAAACAAAAUAAAAGGUUAUUUGAGUCCAUCUGCCAUUUCCGGUCGCACAAUUAGCUAAAAGGACAAAUGUUUAGACAAUGUUUUAUAACGCUUGUUGGCGAAACGGAUAUUCAUCAAUUUGAAUGGCGCCAAACCAAUUUCCACACUGACGAUGUUUUUUUCCUUUCACAUUUACCGCUGACGGUUGCGACAGUCUCCAACUAAAACAUAUUAAAGUUCACAACUAAUUACUAAUUAAUUAGUCUCCAACUAAUUACUAACAUUUAGCUAACAACACGAGUACACUCAUGACAAAUGACUCUAUUUUCGCGGUAUUAAUUGAAGUUUUCUCCUUCUUUCGUCAGGUUAACCACAAAACUGCGGCAAUAUCUGAAGACCAUUGUCUUAAAUUAUUGCAUGUAAUGGUCACUGAACUUCUCUAAUGACUACUGCCUACAUUCAUUCUAUCUGAAUCCUUUUUUUUUUGGCGCUGAUUACAGAUAUGUUUAACCGUGUUCUAUAAAGUGCACAAUGGGAUCUAUCGUUGUUUGUUCUAACAAGAAUAUUUUUUUGUUAUUUCAGAUGGCAGCAAAACACGAGAAGGGUGAAGAUACAAGCUCUUCUGACGAGGAAGAAGCAGGCAAAGAAAUACCUCAGCAUGACGCAGAUACCAUCGAAGAUCAACAAGAAGUGCGCUUGCUAGACAACACUUCAAGUUGCUUGGAAAAUUCUAAUCAGGACGACGACAACUAUCCACCCCCAGGAUGGACUACAUCCGGACGAAGGAUCCAACAAUGUAAAGACGACAUUCCUACUGGGAUUGGAGAUGACGAUGUUUGUACGAUUGAUCUUUGCGAAGAAGAAGAAUGCCGUGCUGCACAGGAGAACGAUUAUGUGGACCAACUGACCGAUGAUAUCAACGUUUUCAUAUCUUUAUUGAUUAUUUCUUUAUAUCUAAGAGCUCUAUCUAAUAAUUUUUACACUCCAGAUUUUUCGGAGGAGAAAGAACAAUGGCCAAUUCUGACAGGAACGCAAACUUCACAUAUUUCAAGAAAACUCUGUCUUCUAUUCCCCUCGUUGCUGUGCAUUGAUGAACAGUGCAUCUGUUUGUUUCAGGGGCAGGACAGGUUUAUGAGCACAAACUGGGAUGAUCUGAUGGCCACAUUUUCUCAAUUUCUGAUAUUGGACCUGGAGGUGGCUGAUGAUACACCUACCUCGCUAACAAGAGUUUUGGCACAAGUCACCUUUGAAAGCCAACAAAUACGUUCCUGGCUUUUGGAUUCAUCAAUUAAAAUGGAGAACCACGAUGCGGACCAACUGACCGAAAAUAUCAACAUUUUCAUAAUUCUGUUGAUUAUUUCUUUAUAUUUAAGAUAUUUCUAA
Molecule: messenger RNA, 1677 nt
Organism: Pocillopora damicornis (cauliflower coral)
Lineage: Eukaryota; Metazoa; Cnidaria; Anthozoa; Scleractinia; Pocilloporidae
Source: RefSeq, a predicted model, not a curated record